UGAAACCUCAUGCUGCUUAAAGCCCUCCGCCUUCUCUCCGGCAGAGGACAGGUUCAACAUGGCGGCGUCCGUGAGGUGCUUUCUCCGCUCAGGAAAAAAUGCCUUGUCGGCUCUGGGGCAGCGGGGGUUUCAUAAGAGUGCUCCGGCCGCUGUCCAGGUGACGGUCCGUGAUGCUCUGAACCAGGCGAUGGACGAGGAGCUGGAGAGGGACGAGCGGGUGUUCCUGUUGGGUGAGGAGGUGGCUCAGUACGACGGGGCCUACAAGGUGAGCAGGGGUCUGUGGAAGAAAUAUGGAGACAAACGCAUCAUCGACACUCCGAUCACAGAGAUGGGCUUUGCUGGCAUCGCAGUGGGAGCCGCCAUGGCUGGCCUGAGACCCAUCUGUGAGUUCAUGACCUUUAACUUCUCCAUGCAAGCCAUCGACCAGGUCAUCAACUCUGCUGCCAAGACCUACUACAUGUCCGCCGGUCUGCAGGCUGUGCCCAUCGUCUUCAGAGGACCCAACGGAGCAUCAGCAGGCGUCGCUGCACAGCACUCACAGUGCUUCGCUGCUUGGUACGCUCACUGUCCAGGUCUGAAGGUUGUGAGUCCCUGGAACUCAGAAGAUGCCAAAGGUCUCCUGAAAGCAGCCAUCAGAGACGACAACCCCGUGGUGUUCCUGGAGAACGAGCUGAUGUACGGCGUUCCCUUCGAGAUGUCGGAGGAGUCACAGUCCAAAGACUUCACCAUUCCCAUCGGCAAGGCCAAGAUCGAGAGACCAGGGACGAGUGUCACUAUGGUCAGUCACUCUCGGUAUGUUGGUCACUGCCUGGAUGCUGCCGCCGUCCUCGCCAAGGAGGGAAUCGAGUGUGAGGUGAUCAACCUGCGGACCAUCCGUCCUAUGGAUGUGGAGUCUAUUGAGACCAGCGUGAUGAAGACCAACCACCUGGUGACAGUGGAGGGUGGCUGGCCUCAGUUUGGGGUUGGAGCUGAGAUCUGCGCCAGGAUUAUGGAAGGUCCUGCCUUCAACUACCUGGAUGCUCCGGCCACCAGGGUGACGGGCGUCGACAUCCCCAUGCCGUAUGCCAAAAUCCUGGAGGACAACAGCGUGCCGCAGAUCAAAGACAUCAUCUUCUCUGUGAAAAAGACCCUCAAUGUCUGAAACACACACAAGACAAUCCCACCUGAAUCCUUUCUGUCUUGCUCACACAGACGGUGGAAACAUCGUCUGGUAAAACAUUUGAACCAUGUGUAAAUACAGCCAAACGGUUCCUUUUAAGAAAAAAAAAAAACGCUCCAGAUCGUCCUGUCGGUCAGUGAAACGCACAGCUGUUUAUCUGCACCCAGAGCAGUGGACACUCAGGGUUCGGUCAAGUCGUCGCCUCUGUUAGUCGGCUACAAACUUCACCGAACUCUGUGUGGCUCUGGCUGCUCUCUCCACUUCCUACCUUUCAAAAUAAAAGUUGCUCUAUCCUGUAGGCUUUUCUGUGUUUCUGAGGAAGUUUGGUAACAACAAAACUGCUGAGUUUGCUCCUGCGUGCGCUCAAAUUUUGACCUGCAGACUAAUUCAAACUUAAUUUUUACCCUCAGUAGUUUUAUUGUUGUUAAACUCCCAAACAUUUCUAACCACCAAAAGUAUUACACUCAGUCUUUUUAAUUCCUCACACUGACUCGGCUUCGUCUCUAAAAAGCAGCAGUGAAGACGAGCGAACCAGCCUGAGAGCUGGAGGUGGAUCGUGGUUAGGAAUAUUUAUUGUAGCUGCAGCAGCUCUGUGGAUGUUUUUGUUGCUGUAAGUGAAUCUGUUACAGAAAUAAAAACCUUUCAGUCCUU
Molecule: messenger RNA, 1810 nt
Organism: Epinephelus moara (kelp grouper)
Lineage: Eukaryota; Metazoa; Chordata; Actinopteri; Perciformes; Serranidae
Gene: pdhb
Product: pyruvate dehydrogenase E1 subunit beta
Exons: 11
Coding region: 59-1141 (360 amino acids)
Biological process (GO): pyruvate decarboxylation to acetyl-CoA
Molecular function (GO): pyruvate dehydrogenase (acetyl-transferring) activity
Source: RefSeq, a predicted model, not a curated record